UUCUUCUUUACGUUCUGUUGUUAUUUUUAUUUUUUAUAUAUAAAAAUGGGUUUCGACCAUUUUAUUUAAUUUAUUUUUAAUUUAUUCACCUGAAAUUUUAAUCAUUUUAUUCAAAUUUUUGUUUAGUUUUAUAAUAUAAUGCUAGAACAACUAAACAAUUCAUUAACUCCAAACCUUCAUGGCGAGAUAACUCUUGAUAAGGUUGCUCAUGUGAAGGACGAGACCGUUAGGUUUCUGGAGAAGCGCAGUUUUGAUUUAGUGUCUUUUACAUACUCUUAUGAGCCAGAAAGAGCACCAGAAAUAAACAAAAUGCUUGAAGAUGAUUUGGAUAAUUUGUUACUGAACUCUCACAGACAGCUGGCCUAUCACCGGCUUUACGGUGAUAAUAAGUCUAACGUCGCGCUGUAUAACUCGAACUUAAGGCGAUUGGAGAUAUUAGCCAGAGAAGUUGAAGCGUGUUAUGACCGAUUUCAAACUGUUAAAAAUAAUAACCCAGAUCCAACAAAAGUUGCAAUUAUACACAUAUUUGGAGUUGAUGACUUAGAGAAGAGGGUACAACAAUCGUUGAACCAGUUAGAAAUAUUAAAGAAAACAUUCGAUAACUUGCAAGAAAAUUGUAAAACUUUACUUGAGAAUUCAUUACACCUAAGAAGAAUGUUGUUGAAUUUACGUAACCAGGGGCAAGUUAUUUUUUACAAGCAAGUUCAAGUCGCCUCUCUUAUUGAUGAGUUCGCAAUGUAUAAAGGAGUUUAUUUGAAGGACCAUGUGGCUGAUAAGGCACACAAGGCCUGUUUAUCGCAGACAGCCUCAGAGUUAUCCGUAGACUCUUGGGCAUUACGUAUUAAAUACUGUAAAGAUACGCUUGAAAAUAUUAAAGCGGAAGCUCAAAAAUCAUACAAUAAUGUUAAUAAUGGCAGAAGUGGUAGAUUAUUGAGUGAAGAACAGGAGAAGAACUUUCAUGAUGCAAUUUCGACGAAUAGUAAACUUAUCCACCAACUUACAAGAGGUGCUACAUACCUUUUGACACAACUGAGUAAUCCGAAUGGACAAUUAUAG
Theileria parva strain Muguga is the source of this 1056-nucleotide messenger RNA. RefSeq names its product Nucleoporin complex subunit 54 family protein. The coding region runs from base 139 to 1056 and encodes 305 amino acids. NCBI's taxonomy places the organism in Eukaryota, Apicomplexa, Aconoidasida, Piroplasmida, Theileriidae. The transcript is spliced from 6 exons. The record is from RefSeq and is a predicted model, not a curated record.